AUUAGCAGGCUGAUGAGCAAACAAACAGCGACCCAGAGACUCUGCGCAAGGCGGCUUUCUUUGUGGCUGUGAAAGCGCGUCAGCCUGCGGGUCUGCAAUUUAAUAAAUACGGAACAACUUAUUUCUUUUAUUAUCAGGGUUUAUGGCACCGCCGGAACCGCUGGCUCCCCAAGUGCAGUCAGAAAGAUGAUGGACAUAAUAUGGGCGUGUGCAUGUUGAUCCGCCUAUAUAUAAAUAGAUAAUUAAGCACCACUAGCUAAAUAUUAGUGCGUCAAACAUCUAAAAGGUGCAUUGAUUUUUUUAAGUGAAAAAGCUUAGGAAGAAUAACUGGUGUUAGGAAAGUUUAACAAGUUGGCCCCCUAGCCCAUUUCAGCUCCCCCAAACUGGCUCCUGCAAUAAAGUAGGAGAGAAUCUGGGGAAAAAAUAUGGGAGAGGUGAAGUUUCAUUUGGCUGUUGAAAAUGAAAGUCUGUUCUUUCUCCCAGAGGCUUGUAUUUUCCAAAGAUGCAGUUUGAAACUUGCUGGGGACUUACUUUCAGUUAGACCUUCAGAGGAUUGGUCCAAAUGUUUAUCGGUCGCUGGAAUUUGAAGUAGAACUGCAGAACUAAAGUUGGUUGGCAUGACAUAAGAGGAAAAUUGAUGGGAAAGGAGGAGGAAGCAAGCAAAUUCAAAUACUAGGAUUUUUUGUUACAAUGUUCUUACAGAGUUUCCUUUAUUAUUAUUUUUGGCAGGGAGAAGGUAAACAAGAGGGCUAUGCAGAUCUUUGGAUUCAGUUCCAAAAAGUUCUUUGUGCUUCCCGGGAGAAAAUUUAGCACCCCAGGUCUGGAGCAAAGGAUCCGUCUCCCCAGAAAAAAGCCUUGAGGAGUUUCAAAAAAACCCAAGAGAUCUUUUCAUCCCUUACACUUCACAGUCAUGUGACCGCAGUCCCCAGAGUCACCCUUGGGUGUUUCUUCUCCAUCUGCCGCCCUGGAUAGAACCGCGUCUGGUCAGGAGUUGAACCCUACGAUGAAAAUGGAGGCCCCAGAGUCUCCAGCAGACUUGAAGCCAACGUUGGAGCUGGAUGGGCCCAGAGAAAGCCCCAGUGUGGCCCCGAUGGGGUCUGACCGGCAAGAUCUGAGAUGGAGAGGACUCCACAUUAAGCAGGAGCCCGAAGAGGAUUGUCUGUCGUCCCUGCACUGGGAGGCCCAGUGGCAGGAGUUCCUGGGGGGCAUGCAGUCCCCUUGCUCAGGAUGGGGGGCCAGGCACCUGCCAGGGACUGCUCCGUGGGGGGACACCAAGGCCCCCUUGGCCCACCUGGAGCUGACAGCAGCGAGCAGCCAGCGGUCCACGGAAGGGGCAUUUUUCCAACCUCUGCCACCUGGUUUUGUUGGCCCGAUGCAGCUGGCUGACCAAGAAAGGCGGAAAGUGAAGGAGGAGGUGGAGAACCAGGAUGCCCCUACCCCGGAGCUCCCCUGCCAGCGCUUCAGGCGGUUCCUCUACCAGGAAGCCGAGGGACCCCGAGAAGUCUGCAGUCACCUCUGGGAGCUCUGCCAUCAGUGGCUGAAGCCGGAGAGACACAGCAAGGAGCAGAUCCUGGAGCUGGUGAUCCUGGAGCAGUUCCUGGCCGUCCUGCCACAGGCGAUGGAGUGCUGGGUCCGGGAGUGCCACCCUCACACAUGUGCUCAGGCCGUGGCCCUGGCUGAGGACUUCCUGGUGAGGCAUCCAGAGGAAGGGAGGCAGGAACAGAAGGGCCCAGGGAUGUUUCAUGUGGUGACUGUGAAUUUUCCUGACUCCGAACAAGCAUCGUCUGAAAGGCCGCUUAGCAGGGCAGUCAAACAGGAGGUCAGCGAGGACGGCCUUUCUCAGACAGACGAUGGGCAGGUGGGUGAAAACAAAAAAGCCAACGAGUGGAAAAACAGCCUGGGAAUGGAGCCACAUGGGUCAUUGUCCCGGGAGAGGCGGGAAGGGACAGGUGGACCCGGAGAGGCGGGAGACGCGCCCAGGAGUCCCCAGCGCCUGCAGGAGAAUGGCCCCAGAGCAACGGAUGCUGGUGCUUCGGAAGGGAAGCAGUCUCUGUGUUCAAACUGUGGGGGAAGCUUCAAUCCUGUCUCUGGCCUCGGGCCAGAAGGGUUUCCCCUGGGCGUGAAUCCGUACAAAUGUUCUGUGUGUGACAAAAGCUUCUGUCAAGUUGCCAAACUCAUCGCUCAUGAGAGGCUGCACACUGGAGACUGGCCGUACAAGUGCUCGUUCUGCGGCAAGAGCUUCAACCGCAGCUCCGACGUCUCCCGCCACGAACGGAUCCACACGGGGGAAAAGCCGUUCAAAUGCACGACUUGCGAGAAGUGCUUCAGCCAGCGGUCCAAGCUGAUCGUUCACGAGAGGUUCCACACGGGGGACAAGCCCCACACCUGCUCCUACUGCGGGAGGAGCUUCCACCAAAGAUCAGACCUCGUGAAACACGAGCGGAUCCACACGGGAGAGAAGCCGUACAAGUGCUCCGAUUGCGGAGGGAGCUUCCACCGGAGUUCGGAUCUUGUGAAACACAAGUGGAUCCACACGGGGGAGCGGCCGUACAAAUGCUCCACGUGUGAGAAGAGCUUCCGGCAGCGCUCGGCCCUCCUGUACCACGAGAGGACCCACACGGGAGAGAAACCGUAUACCUGUACCGCCUGCGGGAAAGGCUUCAGCUGUAAAGCCCAUCUGGUGCUCCAUAAAAGAACCCACACAGGGGAGAAACCCUACAAGUGCAACUUCUGUGGGAAAAGUUUCACCACUAGUUCGUACUUUGUGAAGCACCAGAGAAUGCAUUUAGGGCAAGAAACGCUGCCAGUGCUCAUUGAAGGAUCGGUUCUUCCGGCAGUCCAAGUCCCUUCCUGCUCCCCCCUUCCUCUCCCUCCCCUCCCCAACAGAGCCGGCCUUUUGAAUUCCCCAUCCAGAGGUUCUCCUCUUCUUUCUCCUCUCCCUCAAACGUCUCCAACUGAACUGAAAUUGCAGAAAGAAAUGGAUACUGCCAUAUCAGUCCAGGAUCCCCACAUCCAACCUAGGUUAGAGUGGAGGCCACAACCUGGGAUGAAAAUAGAAGGGGAGGAGUCAGGAGCGAGACCGAAGGCUGCAGAAUCCCACCAUGUUGCCCAAGUAGUGAUCAAAUCACCGAAUCUAAAACGAUCACCAACACAGCAUCUCAAAGAGGAAGAUGAGGAGGGGAUGUUUUCACAGCACUGGGAAGGGCAGUGGCAAGAAUUUUUGAAGACAGUCCAGUUUUCCAACUCAGAACAAGCGGGCUCUCUGUUUCUGCUUCAUCCUGAGACCAAGUCCCAAGCUGCUGCCUUUGAGAGGGCAGCCAACUCAGCAGUGAAGGAGGAAGGAAUGUCCACAUGCUGGUCAACAUUGAAAGGACAAGCAAAUAGCCAGCAAGAUGUCACAGACAGGACAAAUGCUUGUCCUAUGGAGGAGAUCAAACCUGAUGAGGACGAUGCUCUGGAGACUCAGCGCCAGAACUUCCGUCAAUUUUUCUACCCAGAAGGUGAAGGGCCCCAAGUUGCCUACAGACAGCUCCGAGCUCUGUGCCACCGGUGGCUGAAGCCAGAGAGACACACCAAGGAGCAGAUCCUGGAGCUGGUGAUCCUGGAGCAGUUCCUGGCCAUCUUGCCUGGAGAAGUCCAAAGAUGGGUCAAAGAACUUGAGCCUAGGAGCUGCCCUCAGGCUGUGGCUCUGACAGAGGAUUUCUUUCAGAGGCGAAAAGGAGCAGACAGGCAGGAGCAGCAGAGCUGGCCGCAUCAGGACGGUGCUGGAGAUUUCCCUGCUAAAGAUGGAGCUUCUCUGGAAACCAGAGGGAUGACCCCUAGUCCUGGAGUCAAGACAGAAGCAGAUGAUGAGUGGCGGGGAGAAAAGGAAAGAGGGCUGUCAGGUUUAUCCUCAGAAGAAGGAAGCCUUAAAAAUCCUGACAAAUCAGAGUGGAUGGAAGAGAAUUCACUGGAAGGAAGCAAGAACAAGGCCGUUUCUGUUUCUCAAAGGCUCAAGGCAGCUGAAAUUGUGACCCAAGCAAUUAUACCCAAAGAAAAUGGAGGAAUGAAGUAUACGGCAUGUGGGAAAAUCUUCUUGAAUGAGGCAGACCUUAACAGACAUCAGAUAACCCAUACAAGAGACAAACCUUAUGAAUGCUCAGAUUGUGGGAAAAGCUUCCACUGGAGGUCGAUCCUGAAUGCCCACAGGAGAAAACAUACAGGAGAGAAACCAUUUCAGUGUGCUGAGUGUGGGAAAAGUUUCAGCCAUAGUUCCUACCUUCUGGGUCAUAAGAGGACUCACACGGGAGAGAAACCCUAUGAAUGCUUGGAGUGUGGGAAAAGUUUCCGUCUGAGCUCACAUCUGAUCAAUCACAAGAAAAUCCACACUGGACAGAAACCAUUUAAAUGCCUGGACUGUGGGAAACAUUUCCGACGGAGCUCACACUUGAAUUGCCACAAACGACUGCACACGGGGGACAAACCUUAUCAGUGCCUUGACUGUGGAAAACGUUUCUGUCGGAGCUCCAACCUUAAUAGUCAUAAGAGAAUCCACACAGGAGAGAAACCAUUUGAAUGUUCCAUCUGUGGAAAGUGCUUCUGCCAAAGCUCACAGCUCCAUCAGCAUCAGGCUACCCACACUGGCGAGAAGUCGCAUAAGUGUUCAGAUUGUGGCAGAAGCUUCAGUCAACUGUCCUAUCUUCACAGCCACAAGAGAAUGCACACCACUGAGAAGUCAUUUCCGUGCUUGGAGUGUGGGAAAAGCUUCCACUGGUUGUCACAGCUGAACAACCACAAGAGCGCGCACACAGGAGAAAAACCGUAUGGGUGCUCGGACUGUGGGAAGAGUUUCAGUUGGCGGUCGCAGCUUAGCAUCCACCAGAAGAUACACAUGGAAGAGAAGCCAUACGAAUGCGCAGACUGCGGGAAAACGUUCCACUGCAAAUCAUACCUUCAUGACCAUCAAAGAAACCACACUGGGGAGAGACCCUAUGAAUGCAUGGAGUGUGGAAAAAGCUUCCACUGGAGAUCUAACCUUCACGAUCACAAGAAAAUCCACACGGGGGAGAAACCCUAUGAAUGCUCAGACUGUGGGAAAAGCUUCCGUCAGAGUUCACACCUUCAUGCACAUAGGAGAAUCCACACAGAAACGAAACAUAAAUAAGUUAUUCACCAUUGCAGAUUGCAUCUUAACAUUCAUUCCAAUUCAUAUAGGACAGCUUCCAGUGGAUAGCAUACUUUAUAAGAAAAGUUGGAUAGUAUACUUCAUGAAAAAGGACAGAUUUAUGGAGCCCUAAGUAUGAUGCUUUAUUAAUAUUGCAUUUUUAGAUUUCUAAAAAGCUUCUAUAGAAGUACCAAAACCAUUAAAUCCACAGAUUUUCUGCAUCAUUAUAUCUGAGUCGAAUCAUUCAACUCAAUCAUUUCAGUCAUGCUUAGGAUUAAGCUGUAGGUGAACUGUACAAAUAUUCAUCAUGAUGUUUACUUUCCCCUGAUUUUAAAUAUUAGAUGUGUUUUAACAGAUGUGUUGUUUUAACUUUAAUAAAAUUAUUAUUUA
This is a messenger RNA of Python bivittatus (Burmese python), 5533 nucleotides long. NCBI's taxonomy places the organism in Eukaryota, Metazoa, Chordata, Lepidosauria, Squamata, Pythonidae. The record is from RefSeq and is a predicted model, not a curated record.